AUGUACGCAGAACUCAUCACUGCCGCUCUUGCGCUCACGCCUACCACUCUCAUUCCUCGUCAAACGAGAUUAAAUUGCCCUGCCACCAUCUCCUGCCCAGCCAACAAUGGCUGCUCGUCAACAGCAGCCAAUGGAGCUGCCUUCCAGCUGAAGUGCACGACCAACUUCAACGGCCCUGUCAUUGCGGUCAACCAGGCAGCGACCUUUGCUAAAUGCAUCACUGCAUGCUCAGUUACCUCCGGAUGCAAGGGCCUGAACUACAAGGGAGAAUUCUGCUACCUCCUCGGCAACACCAUCAACGUCGGUCCCACUGUCUCUGUCUCCAACGUCAACGCUGCAACCCAGACCCGCCCCGCCACCAUAGCCUCACCUACCGCUGGCUCAUCCAUCUGCACCACUGCCAUCACCUGCCCUGCGACCGACGGCUGCCAGUACACCUCGAACAGCAAGACAUUCUACACUCGCUGCGGCUUCGACUUUUACGGCGGUGACAUGGCGGAUGGUAACAGCAAGGUUGCGAAUAUGAAGCGGUGUGUUGAUAAGUGUGCGACUACAAAGGGCUGUGUAGGUGUGAGCUUCAGUACUUCGACCAAAACGUGUUACUUGAAGUCCGUUCUCCAGCCUGCCGUGUACAGCAGCAACACGAACGGUAUGUGA
This is a messenger RNA of Macroventuria anomochaeta, 657 nucleotides long. RefSeq lists its product as uncharacterized. The record is from RefSeq and is a predicted model, not a curated record. Lineage: Eukaryota; Fungi; Ascomycota; Dothideomycetes; Pleosporales; Didymellaceae. The transcript is spliced from 3 exons. Bases 1 to 657 code for a protein of 218 amino acids.